AUGCCUGUUCUAUACAAGAUCCUUGAAGUUUUGCUUCGAAAACAUCUGAAGGAAAUAACAGACCCCAUCCAAAGUAGACUACAAAGAGGCUUCACUGCAAACGCGUCUCCUCUACGCUGUGCUCUCCUGGUGCAAGAAGCUCUACUCGCGGCCAAGGCCAGGAAACAAGAUUUAUUCAUUGCCUUUCUUGAUGCCAAGUCUGCCUUCGAUGUCGUUCCUCACAACAGCUUGAACAGAAAACUGAUCAAUUCAGGAGUGAACGGCGCAUUGUGGCUCUUGCUAAGAGAUCUGCAUCAAGAAGCCUCCUCAUGCAUAAAAUGGGAUGGUGUUACCUCUGACCCGUUCUCGGUCCUCCAAGGUGUAAGGCAAGGGGGAGUACUCAGUACGGAACUCUAUAAGACCUUCAUAAAUGAUCUCCUUGAAAGGCUAAACAACUCGGGACUAGGAACCAAGGUAGGACAUCUCAGAAUACCUGCGCCCACUUGUGCAGAUGAGGUUGCCCUCAUCGCAGAAUCAAAAGAGGAACUGGCAAUACUCAUCAACAUGGCAGUUGACUACAGCAAUAGGGAGCACUACGUACUUCAACCAACAAAAAGCGUAGUGAUGCAGGUUGCCAGCUCGGACACAAAAGAACUUGUCCCACACCACAACUUCGAAAUAAAUGGCACAGCGAUGCCGAUUGUCAAGCAAACAUCACAUAUGGGCAUUCUUAGAGCGUCAAGAAACCAAAACCAAAUAGCUAUCGCUGAGAACAUCAGGAAAGGAAGACAAGCAGCCUAUGCGUUGAUGGGACCUGGGCUUCAUGGCAGGAAUGGCCUUGAAUCUCAUACAGCCUGCCACCUAAUAAGAACAUUUGUCCUCCCUAUAAUCCUAUAUACUGGAAGUCCUACAACCUUCUUCCAACCAACUGCUUCCAUUCGAGAGAUUUCAAAGGAAAAUUCUAAAGCAAGUACUCUCUCUUCCAAUCAGCACCUCCACUGCUGCUGUGUACACGCUUACAGGAUUUCUUUCAGCAGAAGCAGAGAUUUACAAGAGAAUUCUCUCUCUCUUCGGCAGUAUCAUGAGGCAGCCAGGCUCUUUGGAGUACGACAUUGCAUCCAGGUACAUUUGUACUCAACAGAAUGA
Messenger RNA from Pecten maximus, 1125 nucleotides. RefSeq lists its product as uncharacterized. The coding region runs from base 1 to 1125 and encodes 374 amino acids. Lineage: Eukaryota; Metazoa; Mollusca; Bivalvia; Pectinida; Pectinidae. The record is from RefSeq and is a predicted model, not a curated record. The transcript has a single exon.